GCCAGGCCCUUCUUUUCCAUUCUCCUUCAGUGGCGCGUAAGGUGCUGUGUCCUUCAUCCGAAGCUAAGGCCGAUUCCCAGCCGGCGACUAGCACCGCGCACCGCCCCGACAUGGCCUCCGUCUCCGAGCUCGCCUGCAUCUACUCCGCCCUCAUCCUCCACGACGACGAGGUCACCGUCACGGAGGACAAAAUCAAUGCUCUUAUCAAAGCAGCUGGAGUUAACGUCGAACCUUUCUGGCCUGGUCUGUUUGCAAAGGCUUUAGCCAACAUUGAUAUCGGAAGUCUCAUCUGUAACGUAGGAGUUGGUGGUGGCGCUCCAGCUGCUUCAGCCCCUGCUGGUGGAGGGGCAACGGCUGGUGGUGCUGCUCCUGCUGAGGAGAAGAAAGAGGAAGAAAAGAAAGAAGAGUCGGAAGAAUCUGAUGACGACAUGGGCUUUGGUCUCUUUGACUAAGUUAAUUUUUUGUACUCUUUGUAAUAAAGAUACAAGCUUAUGUAAAUUAAA
Elgaria multicarinata webbii is the source of this 503-nucleotide messenger RNA. RefSeq names its product ribosomal protein lateral stalk subunit P1 (gene RPLP1). Bases 111 to 452 code for a protein of 113 amino acids. Gene Ontology annotation, cellular component: cytosolic large ribosomal subunit; ribosome. Lineage: Eukaryota; Metazoa; Chordata; Lepidosauria; Squamata; Anguidae. The transcript is spliced from 4 exons. The record is from RefSeq and is a predicted model, not a curated record. Gene Ontology annotation, molecular function: structural constituent of ribosome; ribonucleoprotein complex binding; protein kinase activator activity. Gene Ontology annotation, biological process: translational elongation; cytoplasmic translation.